Messenger RNA from Cyphellophora europaea CBS 101466, 1821 nucleotides. RefSeq lists its product as uncharacterized. Gene Ontology annotation, biological process: biosynthetic process. The coding region runs from base 1 to 1821 and encodes 606 amino acids. The transcript has 2 exons. Gene Ontology annotation, molecular function: transaminase activity; pyridoxal phosphate binding. The record is from RefSeq and is a predicted model, not a curated record. Lineage: Eukaryota; Fungi; Ascomycota; Eurotiomycetes; Chaetothyriales; Cyphellophoraceae.
AUGUCUUCCACGCCGCAGCCAUCGAGCCUGCCCGCUCCGCACGACCUGUCUCACUUCUUUUCUCGAACAACACAGCGUAGAGUACCCAGCCAGGUCAAGCGAUUCUAUAAGUACUUUUCGAUACCCGGCAUACAGAAUCUUGCAGGAGGUCUGCCCGCGCCGUCUUACUUUCCAUACGAUACACUUGAGGCUUCGGUCGCCUUGCCCGGCAGAUUCAAACCUACACCUACGAAACCCGUUGACCCUCCGACAGCUACAUCUAGCUCCAAGAGCCCCGAAGCUGCCAGAGUUCUUGUCCCGCAUGACUCCGCUGAGAAAGACCUCCUUCGCAAGAUCGACUUGACCACCGCCCUGCAGUAUGGCACAGCACAAGGAUACCCACCUCUCUACGGGUUCGUUCGAUCUUUUGUGCAGGCCAACAUGCAUCCGAACGUGCCUUAUCGGGGUUCCGCCGAGGUCAUUUUGACCUGCGGGUCGACUGACGGUUUCUCCAAGACUCUUGAAGCAUUUACCAAUAUAUGGGAUGAAGAACGAGACUGGAUUCGCGACCGUGAGGGUAUUCUCUGUGAGCAAUAUGCAUAUAUGAAUGCCAUACAAGCAGCAGCCCCAAGAGGUCUGAACGUUGUUCCUGUUGCUAUUGAUGACGAAGGCAUGCUUGCAGAAGGGCCCGGUGGCCUGGAAGAUGUGCUGAAGAACUGGGAUGUCUACCGAGGAAAACGCCCGCACCUGAUCUACACGGUGACGAUGGGUCAGAAUCCGACGUCGGGCGUCCUCUCCCUCAAGCGACGCAAAGCGAUAUACACCAUCUGCCAGAAGUACGACGUCUUGAUUUGCGAAGAUGAUCCAUACUGGUUUCUCCAAUAUCCAUCAGCUAACAAACUGUCCAUGAAAGCUCGCGGUGAGCCAGUUUCAGAGAACUAUCCCACCGAGCCAUACAACUACAACACCGCUUCAGGUCGCAAAUCUUCCGGAUUCCCGUUCUUGGACUCCCUUGUGCCUUCCUACUUAUCAGUGGACACGGACGGUCGUGUCAUUCGUCUUGACACAUUUUCAAAGUCCGUUGCCCCUGGCUGCCGAUUGGGAUGGAUUACUGCGCAGCCUGCUUUUGUGGAAGUGAUACAGCGAAUCACCGAGACAACGACGCAGCAACCGUCCGGCUUCGUACAAUCCAUGAUUGCAGAGCUACUCCAGGGACCAUCCGAUGUCUCCGGUGAUCCAGGCAGAGGCGGCUCCAAAGACGGAAGCGGCUGGAAGGUCGAUGGCUGGGUGCGCUGGUUGGAAGGCCUACGUGGCAACUACGAGCGCCGAAUGCAGGUCAUGUCGACCAUUCUCGAAGACGGCCGCUUUCUACUUCAGCACGCCACGAACAGCGAGGGUUUCGAAGUCGUGUCCAAGACCCAGCUCUUCGACUUCGCCUAUCCAAUGGGCGGCAUGUUCCUGUGGCUCCGUUGCCACUAUGAGACCCAUCCGUUAUGCUCGUCUCAUACGCGAGCAGGUAGCUUCUCUGGCCUGGAACUCUCACAAGCACUCUGGCUCUUCCUUACGAAGGAAAAGUACCGGGUCCUGGUGGCGCCCGGUGCAAUGUUCGCUCCUACUGCCGAGAUCCGAGAUGCUACCGCAUGGCAAUAUCAGAGGCUGUGCUUCGCCGCCGUUGACGAAGAUGUCGUCAAGACCAGCUCCGAGUCCUUCGUGCAAGGCAUUCGUCACUUCUGGGGGUUGAAUGCCGAAGAUGUCAAGGAAUUGCUCAGGGAAGUCCAGACACCCGACAUGCAGGUAUUACUGGAGGAUGGACAGGUAUGUACUCCGUUCGGUGGUCUGUGA